AUGGAUUUCACCCGGCUGGCAGUAGGGAGGCCCCACGGGCCUCUCCCGGAAGUGGGCGUAUGGGCGGAGCACACCUGGCCCGCGUCGGGGGUGGAGCGUGCCUCCUCUGAGCUCCUAGGCAGUGGGUCCCAGGUCUCAGGGGUCUCCACUGCAACUGGGAAUGCCCAUUUCGUGGGCUCCUGGAUCCCCAUCGAUCAGCAUCCAGUGAGCGGAGCGGAGGGGUACGGACCACAGUUGGUAAAGAGUCUGCCUGCAAUACGGGAGACCCGGGUUCAAUCCCUGGGUCGGGAAGAUCUCCUGGAAAAGGAAAUGACAGCCCACUCCAGUAUUCUUGCCUGA
Rangifer tarandus platyrhynchus (Svalbard reindeer) is the source of this 339-nucleotide messenger RNA. NCBI's taxonomy places the organism in Eukaryota, Metazoa, Chordata, Mammalia, Artiodactyla, Cervidae. The record is from the annotation of a GenBank genome assembly.